UUAUGUUGCCAGUAAAACAGUGACAGGUUCAGAAGUUUCUGUCACUCUUAGUUAUUCAUCGACCAGCAUCAUGAUUGGAAGACUUGUUUUUCUGGGACUCCUGCUCAUCUGCGUGGCUGCAGAUGCUGAGGAGGACUAUGGACUCCUGAGAAAGCCCUCCUGUCCUGACACGGAGGAGAUCAUGGCGUGCCCCCUGAACCUCGCUCCUGUGUGCGGCAGCGACGGGAACACUUAUGCCAACGAGUGUACCCUGUGUGUCCAGAGGCAAACAACCAAGAUGAACAUUUUGAUUGCUAAAGAGGAGGGCUGCUGAACUUAGCAGGGGAUGAUGUCAUCGCUCAGGGAACCAAUCAGGAUCUGAUUAUGGACCCUCCUGUGGAUCUGGGAAACAAUACAUCCUCAAUGUUUGUGUCAUUGCAAUGACCAAUACAUGUAUUUCAGCAUUAAACUAAUUUCUGUUCAUUUCUUAUGAAUAAAUUAUACCACAAAUAAUUAUUGAUUAUGUUUAUAGAAGGACAAACACAGAUGCUAAAAACUAAAAUCAAGAAGAGGAAGCUAUACAUUUGUUCUUUUGUGUGUGUUUUGUGAUGGAAGUGAAGUAAAGGAGAGAAAUAAUGGAUU
Molecule: messenger RNA, 621 nt
Organism: Trematomus bernacchii (emerald rockcod)
Lineage: Eukaryota; Metazoa; Chordata; Actinopteri; Perciformes; Nototheniidae
Gene: spink4
Product: serine peptidase inhibitor, Kazal type 4
Exons: 4
Coding region: 71-313 (80 amino acids)
Molecular function (GO): protein binding
Source: RefSeq, a predicted model, not a curated record